Molecule: messenger RNA, 2924 nt
Organism: Daphnia pulicaria
Lineage: Eukaryota; Metazoa; Arthropoda; Branchiopoda; Diplostraca; Daphniidae
Gene: ema
Product: protein CLEC16A homolog
Exons: 17
Coding region: 168-2744 (858 amino acids)
Biological process (GO): regulation of autophagosome maturation; endosomal transport; endosome to lysosome transport
Cellular component (GO): endolysosome membrane; late endosome
Source: RefSeq, a predicted model, not a curated record
GCACUGAGCACUGUAGUCUGCUAGAGUGUACUACGUCCAUUAAAAACAAAGCAGGGUUAUCAGGAACAUAACAUUGCUUAAAAGUCACUGUAAAAUUUAUCUAUUGUUGAUGAAGACAUUCAUUUUAUAAUAACUUAGAACUUGCUCAAAGUUUAAGGGUAAAAAAUAUGUUUCGAAGUCGUUCUGGUUCAUGGUUUGGAGGAGGUGGGUCGAAACCCAAGAAUCCGCAUUCACUGGAUCAUCUGAAGUAUCUAUACAAUGUGAUGAUCAAGAACCAAACAGUUAGUGAAAGUAACCGAAGCUUACUGGUUGAAAGUUUAAGAUCAAUUACAGAAAUUCUCAUCUGGGGAGACCAAAAUGACAGCUCAGUGUUUGAUUUUUUUUUGGAGAAAAAUAUGCUUUCAUUUUUCUUGAGAAUAAUGAAACAAAAAUGUGGAUCAUUUGUCUGUGUCCAGCUUUUGCAGACUUUGAAUAUUUUAUUUGAGAACAUCCGCAAUGAAACUUCUUUAUAUUAUUUAUUAUCAAAUAACCAUGUCAACUGCAUCAUAGUGCACAAGUUUGAUUUCUCUGACGAGGAAGUGAUGGCUUAUUACAUAUCUUUUCUUAAGACCUUGUCACUAAAAUUGAAUGUCCACACCAUACACUUCUUUUUUAAUGAGAACACAAAUGAUUUCCCACUUUAUACUGAAGCGAUCAAGUUUUUCAAUCACUCGGAGAGUAUGGUGCGAAUUGCUGUUCGGACGCUCACAUUAAACGUUUAUAAGGUCGGAGAUGAGGCUAUGCUAAACUUUAUCCGGGACCGAACAGCUGCCCCUUACUUUUCUAAUUUAGUCUGGUUUAUUGGGAACCAUAUUGUCGAGCUCGAUAAUUGUGUUCGGGCUGAUGCCGAUCAUCAAAGCAGAGGUCGACUUUCGGAUUUAGUGGCAGAGCACCUGGACCAUAUACAUUACGUAAACGAUAUUCUCUGCCUUGGUAUCGACAACUUGAACGAAGUUCUGGUCGAACAACUCUUUCAGCGCCUUUUACUUCCCCUUUAUAUCAAUUCGCUCAAUAAAGGACAAGUUCAAAUGAAGAGUGGUGAUCGUCCUAUGGUCAGCCGAGUAGUCUCUCUCUUCCUUUUAAGUCAAAUUCUCCUCAUCAUUCAUCACAAGCCUUUAGUGGUCACUAUUCUCAGAAUACUAAUAAAUUUCGAAGAGAGUCAGGCUGUGGCAAUCGCCGCUGUCCAGCAAGAUAACGCUGCAGCUAUCGAAGAUAAUAUCACGGACGAAGAAAAAGAGCAGCGAAUGUCGUCAUCUACUGCUAUGAUUUCUGGCGAGUCGAGCAACUUGACUUCUCACUUGGAAACUAUUUUAGAUUCCCUCGAUCCUGCGGAAAAUGACUACGAAGCUCUUUUUGGCCUAAGUCUUCUCUACGCUAUGGGGCAAAAUAGAGGUGUCAACGAAGAUAAACCGUUUUGGAAUACAGUUGAAUGGAAGCCGACCCUGGUUGGCAAAGUAAUGUUGUUACUGUCGUCUGCCUGUCAGAUGAUUAGCAAAAUUCGCCCAGUUACCGUUGAUCUAGCCAUCAACCUGCUUAUAGUGGUUGCUGUGCCAAAUUCAUCAGUGCCGCAUAGUUUGGAUGAUAAGAAUAUUGCUCUCCUUGAACAAGCGAAAGAGGAGAGCAUUAUGGUGGCUCGAACAUUCUUUAAGUCGGAAGACAUGUUUCUCGAGCUCUUUGAAGCAGAAGUCAAUGAGAUUAUCAAGCGUCCAUUACAGGUUGAAUAUCUGCUACAGGAUAGCUCUAUUUUAUUGCCACCUACUGGAACACCGAUGACUGGUAUCGAAUUUACCAAACGUCUUCCCUGUGGAGAGGUUGAGAGAGCUCGCCGAGCCAUAAGAGUAUUCGUGCUGAUGAGGCGUUUAAGUCUAGCGGUCAGUGGGGAAGUAGAAGCUCAACUUCCCUUAGUCUGUGUACAGCAGUGCAUUAAAAUAUCUGAUAUUCUUGAUUUAAAUAAUUCAGACUUGAUAGCAUGUACCGUGGUCAACCGAGAGGGUACCAGGUUGCGGCGAUUUCUAGUUAUCGACCCUAACCAGUUGAUAUUGGUCGAGCCUGACUCUAGGAGACUUGGUUGGGGAGUCGCCAAGUUUGUCGGUUUCCUACAGGAUGUUGAAGUUACUGGGGAUAAAGACGAUUCACGUUGCUUGCAUGUGACCGUCCAUAAUUCGCCAACGGCUACUACAUUUCUAUCUUCACGUAGUCCUGCGCACCGAUUACCACAAUUAGCAGCUCGUUUUGUUUUCGACGACCAUAUUCGAUGUAUGGCGGCUAAGCAAAGAUUAAGCAAAGGACGAAUCAAAGCUCGACAAAGAAAAAUGCAUUUGAUUGGAAAAUUACUGGAUGUGAAUACCUCUACUCCUUCAUCACCACCGCUAGGAACAUUGCAUGCCAUGCGACAGGAUUCGCUUUCGCGCCAUGCUCUUUUGAGUCGUGGAGUGGCCGGUAAUGUAGGACCUCCUCCCGGAAAUGCCUUUCCAUCACCAUUUGGCAUCAGACCAAUUGGUUUCCGUCGUGCCCCUGGUCUAGCUGUAACAGGAAGAUCCGAUACACCCGUCCGGCCACGGUCUUCCUCUGCUCACCCUACCGUCCAGAGAGGAAGUGGAAGUAAGGAAGCUAUACCACUUACGGAACUAUCUGCAUCAGCGGACCAUUCUCAAAAUAGCGAUCAACAAGAAUCUUCCUCUGUCGGCCAAGCUGCAAAUCUAUAGAUUUAUAUGCGAAUCUUGAAACCGAAUGAAAUUAUACAAUCAACUGAAUGAAGUCGCUUGGUGAUAAAAUCUGCAUAGGACAUAUUUUGUAUUAUAGUUGGUUGUCGUCUACAAAAAUAUUACAUAAUGCUAAAUUUCUAACAUUAAAAUUUUCAUAAAUAUAAUUUACUCCUGAUUAAA